Messenger RNA from Eruca vesicaria subsp. sativa (arugula), 2254 nucleotides. The record is from the annotation of a GenBank genome assembly. NCBI's taxonomy places the organism in Eukaryota, Viridiplantae, Streptophyta, Magnoliopsida, Brassicales, Brassicaceae.
UUGUCACUUUGUUAUCUCUUGAGAAUCUUAGACUUGGUCAGUCUCUGGGGUCACUCUCUCUACUCUAUAGCGUUUGUUGCGGUCUUAACACAUUAACAUGAUUUAAUCUAACGACUUCAUGUCUUAUCCUUCAUAAAUACGUCUCUUAUUGUUUUUUUUAGCUUCACUAUACUUUUCUUCCAUCUCUCCUUUUCUGCUUCUUCUUCUUCUCCUCUCCGUCUCUCCCACUAGUCCCUACACGCAUUGCCUUUUCUGCUAUAGUAUCCACAAGAUUUCACCAUUGCCUCCUCUUCUGGUCUCUUGAGUUCCUCAUUGCCCACUGUACUCUCAGGAAGUCAUGUUACUGAUGAAGCAGCUCCAUUCCAAGUUUGAUGUUGGUCAAGUCUUGUCUACUUGUCUUGUCUCUUUCUUGUUUGUCACAACUGCUAUUGCGGAUUUGAACUCGGAUAGGCAAGCUCUUUUGUCCUUUGCUGCUUCUGUUCCUCAUCUUAGAAAGCUCAACUGGAACUCCACUAACCAUAUCUGCAAAUCAUGGGUUGGUGUCACCUGCACUUCUGAUGGUACUGCUGUUCUUACUCUCCGCCUUCCUGGAAUAGGACUUGUGGGAACCAUCCCUCCAAACACACUUGGUAAACUAGAAUCACUCGAGACUCUCAGUUUGAGAUCAAACCUCAUUGGUGGUAACAUUCCUCCUGAUAUUACAUCUCUCCCUUCACUACGUUACCUCUAUCUCCAACACAACAACUUCUCCGGUGAGGUACCUUCCUUUUUGUCCCAACACCUCGAUAUCUUGGAUCUCUCUUUCAACUCUUUCACUGGGAAGAUACCAGCAACGUUACAAAAACUGACUAUGUUGAGUCUCCAGAACAACAAACUCUCUGGACCUAUACCUAAUCUUGAUACAAGAAGCCUGAAGCUUUUAAACUUGAGCAACAAUCAUCUUAAUGGCUCAAUACCCUCUGCAUUUGGUAAGUUUCCAAAUUCAUCUUUUUCUGGAAACACAAUGUUAUGUGGACUUCCUCUGCAACCAUGUGCCUCUCCCUCUCCUCUUCCCCCACCCAUCUCCUCACCUCCAUUGCCUCACAAAGAAGGUCCAAAAAGGAAGUUACAUGUAAGCAAUUUCAUUCUCAUUACAGCUGGAGGGGCUGCCCUGCUUCUACUAGUCACCGCAGUUAUCUUAUGUUGCUGUUUCAAGAAAAAGGACAAGAGGGAAGACAGCAUAGCAAACACAAAGACGUUAACUGAGAAAGCAAAGCAAGAGUUUGGUAGUGGGGUACAAGAACAUGAGAAGAACAAGCUGGUGUUCUUUGAAGGAUGCUCAUAUAACUUUGAUCUUGAGGAUUUGUUAAGGGCAUCAGCGGAAGUACUAGGUAAAGGUAGUUAUGGGACAGCUUACAAGGCUGUCUUAGAGGAAUCAACUACUGUUGUGGUGAAAAGGUUGAAGGAAGUGGCAGUUGGAAAAAAAGAGUUUGAACAGCAGAUGGAGAUUAUCAGUGAGAUUGGGAGACAACACCCUAACGUUGUUCCCCUUCGUGCUUAUUAUUACAAUAAGGAUGAGAAGCUCAUGGUUUUUGACUAUUACCCUGCUGGUAACCUAUCAUCACUCCUUCACGGUAACCGUGAAGGUGAGAGAAUCUCUCUUGGCUGGGACUCCAGAGUGAAAAUCAUACUCGCUGCAGCGAAAGGUAUAGCUCACCUCCAUGAAGCUGGAGGUUCAAAGUUCUGUCAUGGAAACAUAAAGUCCUCAAACAUAAUUAUGAAGCAGGAGAGUGACGUGUGCGUUUCUGAUUAUGGACUGACCCCUCUAAUGACUGUGCCAGUAGCCCCAAUGAGAGCUGGUGUAGGAUACCGUGCACCGGAAGUAAUAGAAACAAGGAAACACACUCACAAAUCAGAUGUUUACAGUUUCGGAGUACUGAUACUAGAGAUGUUGACUGGUAAGUCUCCAGUGCAGUCCCCAAGUAGGGAGGAGAUGGUUGAUCUUCCGAGGUGGGUGCAGUCAGUGGUGAGGGAGGAAUGGACAAGUGAGGUGUUUGAUGUUGACCUAAUGAGGUUUCAGAACUUUGAAGAAGAAAUGGUGCAGAUGCUGCAGAUUGCUAUGGCUUGUGUGGUUCAAACGCCUGACGUGAGACCAAGUAUGGAUGAUGUGGUUAGGAUGAUUGAAGAGAUACGAGUUUCAGACUCUUCUGAGACAAGACCAUCUUCAGAUGACAAUAGCAAACCCAAGGACUCUAUUGUUCAAACCACCCCAUGA